AUGAUGCUUCAGACCAGUACAAUUUUACAACUACUACUAUUCCUAGUUGGUAGUGUUUCUGCUUAUAACAUACUCGUAUUUUCUCCUGCUACAAGUAAAUCUCAUUUGAUCUCGAAUGGAAGAAUUGCAGAUGAACUAGCAAGAGCCGGACACAAUGUGACCUUACUCGAAAUCGACUUUCUUGGAAUUGUGGACACUACAAAAAGUGCGAAACUAGUCAAAAAGACCAUUGUCCGGACACCAAAAGGAAUGCAGGGCUUUCGGAAUGUUCUGCAAGGAUUUUCUGAAAUUGUGAUGGAGGAUCCUGGACUUUGGGGAUUGGUGGAAGGAAAUAUUAUGUACCAAAAUGCUUAUAAUGCACUUUGUGAAGAAUUUCUCGAGAUGGAUGACAUCUUCCAAGAGCUCAAGGCUCAAAACUUUGAUGGCUUUUUCGCCGAACAACUCAAUAUUUGUGGCUUCGGAUACGCAAAAGCUCUCGGAAUCGAGAGAAGAUUUCUCAUCUCUAGUUGCCCGUAUUUUUCCCAUGUCUACGAUUAUACCAGUCAUCCUGCUCCAUAUGCAAGUGUUCCGUUUGUUGCUGAUAUGAGUCCUGAGCCAACGUAUUUCGAAAGAGCACAAAAUCUAUUGAACGGAUUUACAUGCAAUAUGCUAUUCCGUUAUAUGCACACCCGAUUGUCGUUUAUUUUCCGAAACAAAUUCGGACAAGAUUUCCCAUCAGUGCCGGAGAUCGUGCGAAACGCCGACAUCAUCUUUUUGGCGACAGAUGAAAUCAUUGACUUCUCAGCACCAACUCUUCCAAAUCUUGUGAACAUUGGAGGAUUAGGUGUGGAUGAUGAUACUACGGAAAUGGAGCCAGUUUUCGAGGCUGAAAUGAAGAAAGGAGAGAAAGGAGUUAUCUUAUUUUCCCUGGGAACCAUUGCCAACACUUCAACAAUUGAUAAAAAAGUGAUGGAAUCGUUUUUGGGAAUCGUCAAGAAGUUUCCCGACUAUCACUUCCUUAUCAGAGCCGACAAGUAUGAUAAGAACACGAAAGAGAGAGCAAAGGGCAUUUCGAAUGUGUUUGUCUCUGACUGGCUCCCACAACCAGCCAUUUUACAUCAUCCUCGUCUCCGAACUUUUAUCACUCAUGCUGGUUACAAUGGGCUCGUGGAAGCUGCUCGUGCUGGGGUUCCAUUAAUAACUAUCCCUUUUAUGUUCGAUCAAAAUUUGAACAGCAGAGCUAUUGAGAAAAAGGGAUGGGGAAUCCGAUCAGACAAGAAGAAACUUCUGAAUGAUCCUGAUUCUUUUGAAGCGGAUCUCAAAGAAAUGCUAACCAAUCCCAGCUAUACAAAAAAUGCUCAUAGAAUUCGCGAUUUGAUAAAAAGUAAACCAUUGGGUGCCAGAGAUAGAUUCAUUAAAACGACAGAAUGGGUGAUUCAAAACGGAGGAGUCCGUGAAUUAUUGACUGAAGGAAGAGAUUUGAGCAUAAUUUCUUCGUACAACCUGGAUAUCAUUGUUCCUGUUUUGUUUGUACUUUUGUAUUGCCUGAUCAUUCCAUUUUUCAAACUUAUUGGUGGAUUUUAUUAUUACAGCUGUUUUGGUCACAUUGAAUCAAAACACAAGUUGGAUUAG
This is a messenger RNA of Caenorhabditis briggsae, 1611 nucleotides long. RefSeq names its product Protein CBR-UGT-47 (gene Cbr-ugt-47). NCBI's taxonomy places the organism in Eukaryota, Metazoa, Nematoda, Chromadorea, Rhabditida, Rhabditidae. The coding region runs from base 1 to 1611 and encodes 536 amino acids. The transcript has 5 exons. Gene Ontology annotation, molecular function: UDP-glycosyltransferase activity. The record is from RefSeq and is a predicted model, not a curated record.